CUGCCAUGGAAUGCAGCUCUGAUGAGUCGGAGAUAAGUGAUGCGGAUAUCGAUGACUAUGUCGACAAAUCCUACAUGGACCUGAAGUCUGGCAAGAACGUGGUGAGGCUAGGCAAUGAGAAGUUCAGAUGCCCGUUCUGUCUGGGGAAGAAGAAGCAGGACUACCGUUACAACGAGCUACUUCAGCAUGCCGUCGGGGUGGGCGCAUCCAAUCGUGCUCCAAAGGUCAGGGCAAACCACAUGGCCUUGGCCAAUCUUCUCAAGAAUGAUUACACUGAUGCAGCAGGCUCAUUGCCGUCACAACAAGUCGUUGCACCAAGUAAUCCUCCAAGGCCAUUGCCAGAUCAGGAAGUAUAUGUUUGGCCCUGGAUGGGCAUCCUCGCAAAUGUUCCAGCUGAGCAAACGGAGGGGGAUGGAGCCAGUCUGAUGCAGCAGCUAGCUGAUUUCAAUCCAUUGCACUUUACUUCUGUGUAUUGCUCCGAGGGUAGGUAUACUGGUUAUGCAGUUGUCCGUUUCAGCAAAGAUUGGAUUGGGUUCAAAAACGCCUUGGCAUUCCAGAACUAUUUCAAAUCACAACAUUCGGGUAAAACGGAUUGGAUUGCACAUGGACAAGAGAAGUACAUCUUUGGAUGGCUGGCCAAAGAAGAGGAUUACAAAUCUGGUGAUGCAGUUGGUAGGUUUUUGUCGGCGAACGGUGAUCUGAAGACUGUGUCUGAUCUGGAACAGGACCUGUCCCGCAAGACCGAGACUCUCAUAGCUAGUUUGUCACACCAGAUUACAGCUAAGAGCAAGUAUUUAGUGGAACUGGAAUGCAAAUACAAUCAAAUGAAUCUCUCGGUUAAAAGGGCAAUGGAAGAAACUGACCUACUGCACAAACGUUACAAUGAAGAAAUGCGAAACAUGCAGUCUGCUGCUCGUGAACAUUCUCAGAGAAUUUUUCAAGAGACUGAUCAGCUGAGAAAACAGUUGGAUGAUAAAGAGUCUGCCAUUGAGAGGAGAUCCAAACAACUAAGCAAGUUUGUUGCUCAAACUGACAUGGAAAGAAGAAAACUGGAGAGUGAGAUGAAAAAGAAUUCUGAGCAAAAUGAUUCCCUCCACAUGGCUAGAAUCGAGCAACAGAAGUCUGAUAAAAGUGUGCUAAAGCUUGUUGAGAAGCACAAGAAAGAAAAGGAGAUUGCUCUGAGCAAAAUCCUGCAGUUAGAAAAGCAGUUGGAUGAAAAACAACAGCUGGAACUGGAAAUACAACAACUUAGAGGAAGAUUGCGGGUGGUCCAACACAUGGAGGGGGAGGGUGUUGAUGUGAAGAAACUCACUGAGGAGCUGACUGAGGAACUAAAUGAGAAAAUUGAGGAGAUGGAAGAUAUGGAAGCUCUGAAUCAAGCACUCAUUAUUAAAGAAAGAGAGACCAAUGAUGAACUGCAAGAGGCUAAGAAAGAGCUGAUUUCGGGCUUGUCAGACUUGUUAGGCCCUCGUAGCAAUAUCGGAAUCAAGAGAAUGGGCGAGCUGGACGAGAGGCCCUUCCUUACCGCUUGCAAGCAAAGGUACGGUGCUGACGAAGCUGUAAUGAAAGCUGCUCAAAUUUGCUCCAAGUGGCAAGAGAAUCUGAAAGAUGCCAAUUGGCACCCAUUCAAGAUUGUUACCAUAGGAGGAAAGACCGAGCAAAUCAUCAACGAAGAUGAUGAGAAGCUCGUGGGCUUGAAGGAGGAGCUCGGCGACGAGGUCCACAGUGCCGUGAUCACCGCGCUGCUGGAGAUCAACGAGUACAAUGCGAGCGGCAGCUAUGUGGUGUCUGAGCUGUGGAACAACAAGGAGAACAGGAAGGCCAGCAUGCAGGAGGCCUUGCAGCACGUCCUGAAGCAGUGGAAGCUUCACAGGCGCAAAAGAUGAAGCGUGCCUCUCGAAUUGGAAUGAGCUGUUGCUCUCAGUUAUUUUUUGGAAGGGAUUUUGUUGGCUUAGCAGCUGGAGGAUUUAUCUUUUGUGUGACUCUGGUCUUUUACUCUGAUUGAAAUUGCUGGGAUAAACUUGCAUUAAGUUCGUAGACUACAUUCUGAUAUGAUUUAUUACAUUAUGGCGGAAUUGUUCUACAUUCUAUUAUGCCAGAAUUGAGCUACAUUACAUUAUGGCAGACAGUUUCUUUUUGGGAUGAUAAU
Messenger RNA from Oryza brachyantha (malo sina), 2149 nucleotides. Its product is annotated as factor of DNA methylation 1-like. Gene Ontology annotation, biological process: gene silencing by siRNA-directed DNA methylation. The record is from RefSeq and is a predicted model, not a curated record. Bases 6 to 1886 code for a protein of 626 amino acids. Lineage: Eukaryota; Viridiplantae; Streptophyta; Magnoliopsida; Poales; Poaceae. The transcript has 6 exons.